Galdieria sulphuraria is the source of this 1945-nucleotide messenger RNA. Its product is annotated as MFS transporter, PHS family, inorganic phosphate transporter. Gene Ontology annotation, molecular function: carboxylic acid transmembrane transporter activity. The record is from RefSeq and is a predicted model, not a curated record. Gene Ontology annotation, biological process: carboxylic acid transport; transmembrane transport. The coding region runs from base 20 to 1885 and encodes 621 amino acids. Gene Ontology annotation, cellular component: plasma membrane. The transcript is spliced from 2 exons. NCBI's taxonomy places the organism in Eukaryota, Rhodophyta, Bangiophyceae, Galdieriales, Galdieriaceae.
UUAGGAAUCGCUCGAUCUUAUGGAGACUUCCACAACUUCACAAGAAACAGAUAUUCCGGAUUCUAAUAGGAUAGCUCCCUUAUCAGAAGAGGAUAAGGAUGCAAUACGCUUCAAUGCUUUUGGAACUUCAGCUGGUUUCUUCGUGAAUGGAUAUAUGUACAAUAUCAAUAGUGUACUGCUCACUAUGUUCACAGAUAUAUUUCCUAGUGUGGGACAAGAUGUCGUUGUUCAAACUGCAGUAGGUGUCUCUAUGUUGUAUGGAGUGAUGUUCGGUUUACUAGUAUUCGGUGUCAUUGCUGAUCAUUUUGGAAGGAAAAAAGGUCUGAUUAUGUGCUCUUGUUUAGUGCUCCUCGGAAACCUACUUGGAGUCGCAAUGAAUGGCACAAGUCAUGUCGGUACUAUUUGGAUGAUGUGUAUUGCUCAAGGAGUUGCUGGCCUUGGAAUGGGUGGCGAAUACACUUGCAAUAUUCCCAAUACAAUGGAAGAUAGUGAACAGGUGAAUCCAGUUACCCGAGGAAGAAGAGUUGCGAUGCUUUCUCUUUGCUUAGAACGUACUGGAAAUUUUGCUCCUCUUCUAGUUCAACUUUUACUGGUUGGUGUUGCUUGUCGCAAUGCAUAUCUUGGAACUGCAUCCAAUUGUAAUUGGAAUGUUGUUGCUCGACUUUCGUUUGGCAUUGUUACUAUUCCUGUCAUUAUAGUUCUUAUAUUUAGGACCAGAAUGAAGGACUCCGUGAUGUUUAAGAAAGAUCAACUGCGAAGAGGAAGAAGAUACGAUGGGCUCGAUCUCUUUGUUAUUCUUCGACAUUUCAUGCCUAAAACGAUUGGAGUAGUUACUUUAUAUUUCUUAGUUGAUUGGAUAAACUACAGUCAGGGGACAUUUGGUAAUCUUAUAUUGCAACAUGUGAUCGGAGUUUCCCUUUUUAAAAGCAUUUGGCUUGUUCUUGUGGAAGGUGUUGCAUGGAUCAUAUGGACUGCAUUUAUUGCAGCUUUUAUUGUAGACAAGCUGGGAAGACGUAAAACGGGCAUGUUUGGAUGGCUUUGGCUUGGUAGUACUCAACUAAUAAAUACUGGCUUUUUCUAUCAGUUUAAAGCAAAGCCCAUUGCAUGGAUCAUAUGGAGCACAUUUGUUGCUGGAUUUCAGAAUUUUGUAUACAUUUGUGCCUAUCUAGUGCCAGCAGAGGCUUUUCCUACUCGUAUUCGAGCUACCAUGUAUGGAAUAUCGGUUUCUCUUGGAGUGAUGGGUGCUAUAGUUGGAACAACUACUUUUCCUUCUAUUUGGUUGCGUUGGUCAGGAGGCAUAGAACAGACCAAUUCGGGUCUCAGAAAGACAAUGUGGUUUUAUGCUGGAAUGGAAUUUCUAGGAUUGUUUUUAUGUAUGCUAUUUGUACCCGAAUAUUCACAUCGAUCAUUAGCAGGAGAGGAUACUCGCUUUGUUGAAUUGAGAAGAAGACAUUGUGCACGUUUUGCUACAAAAUGGGGUGUGACUCAACAGGAUUUGGAGUGCGAAGACUUGAGAAACUACACCCUAAAGGGUUUGGUUCAGAAGCUUCUUUUUAACGCAAAUUUUUUGGACUAUCGUCGUCUCUACAUGGCUUCUCUUUGUCGCUCGGAAAAGAUUCUUCUUAAAACACAAAUGGAAUAUAUUGCAAAUUUGCCCAUUGAUUACAAGGACUUGACGUUAUUUUCAUCACUGUGGUCAAAAUACAAGAUGGGUAAGAUUGGAUAUCAACAAUUUGUAAAGAAUUCAGAAGAAAUGGGAUAUUACGAUAUUGUUAAAGAAAUGGAGAUGUUUUACAGUGAGAAGAAGAAAGAUGAUAAUGGUUUGAUCCUUGAUGAACACGUCUUGUUGCCUGACCAUUUGGAUGAUUCUGAAAACAACAAGUAAAGUUUGUGUACAACUAUAAUAGAUAGUUGUGUCGUGAUGAAUAAAAGAGAGUUAAGAUGG